Molecule: messenger RNA, 7084 nt
Organism: Cyprinus carpio (common carp)
Lineage: Eukaryota; Metazoa; Chordata; Actinopteri; Cypriniformes; Cyprinidae
Product: SHC-transforming protein 1-like
Biological process (GO): intracellular signal transduction; cell surface receptor protein tyrosine kinase signaling pathway
Cellular component (GO): plasma membrane
Molecular function (GO): receptor tyrosine kinase binding
Source: RefSeq, a predicted model, not a curated record
ACGGUGAAAACCAUUGUACAUAGAACAAGAAUGGAUUUGGUCAUAUCGGCUGGAUUUGGCUAUAAACUGGCAUUCAUAACACCAGUAGAAACUGUUAAUGGUCUAUAUAUAUAUAUAUACACAUCAUUUGUGAGGUUUAGAGUUACCCUGAUCUGUUAGCUCAGAACUGUUAGAGGUUACAAGACUGUUGCUUCUCUAUCAGAGGUUUUAAAGUGCUUUACACUAGGGAUGCACAUUGGUGCGGUGAAAUUUGGUGUUUGACUUUGCUAAGUGACGUUUAGAGGGUAGGUUUUCACUCAGGAAACAGAUCUAUAAAGAACUGGUCAAUCCAAGACUGUUUGCCUGAUUUUAAGGUGUCAUUUAGGCUAUUGAGCAUCUGAUUGAUUUUCUAGUUAGUGUCUAAUGAGCAGAUCUCUGGAGGCGGGACUUCAGAUUUGGCCAGUCGGGUCUCAUUACCGUCACCCCGACAUUGCUGAAACGUGCUUGUUUUGGGAACAUCAUAGUCCCCUUGCGGCUGGAUUGUCACACUUUAACUUCUUCACAGAUCACACCAAACAACCAGUGGUUCUCUCAAUGGUGCUCGAACCCAUGUUAUCUUCUAUACAGCCAUAUUUAACUUUGACAUAACUGUUUCAGGGCUUUCUGAGUCACUUGUCCUUUUCUAAAUCAUAUUUCUACAAACUGUUGUUUAUCAGGGUUAAUUAUCUGUGUAUAUAAUCAAAUAGUUUUUUCCUGAGUUUGUUGAUCCAGUGAAUUAUUGCGCUAAUUUGAAGAUCGCAAAGAGGCUCUCAGGUGUUUUUUUGUUUUUUUUUAAAGGCAAAUAGGAGUAGCAGGACAGCCUGGAGAACGGGAAAGAAGACGUGGGAGGGGGUGCGGGGGAGCGAGAGAUUAUCUGGAAGAAGAGAGCGAGCGUGUUGGAGAGGGAGAGAGAGCUGGAGAGGCAGAAGCUGGAGGAGGAGAGGAGGAACACUGUGGGAUACACGGUGUGGAGGCUGAGGGAGGGAUUCCAGGAGAGGAAGGAUAGAGAGGAGGAUAGACUUAAAGGGACGGGCACCGAGGGCGCGAAAGCAGCGCAGCCGGAGGUGAUCUGGAAAAGACGAGAGGAAGAGGAGGAAAAAGAUAGGGAUAGAGCUCGGCUUGGCGACAGAGGUCCCACAAUCAUCUGGAAGAGGAGGGAAAGGGAGUGACAGGAAAAGAUGGGGAUGUGUCAGCUCUAAGCGCUUUCUGAUGUGUGACAGGACGUGAGGUGGCAGAUUUAGACUUACGGUACAAAUAAACCUGCAUGUACUCAGACUUCAUGUAAUUUAGGUGCUAAAUAGUGUACAUCAGGUCCCCCUUUUAUAUAUUGUAUUAAAAGUGUUGAAUUUAAGUCUGACUUAUAGUAAAAUCUGUAUAGUAUCAUAUUAAUAUAUAUACAUAUAUAUAUUUAUAUAUAUAUGUAUGUAUGAUGCUUAAAACCCAUUAAAAUAAUCAUUAUUAUGUACAGAAUCAAAAACUUGUAUGUUACAUUUCAGUUUUGCGUUAUAGAUUUAUUAAUGUUGAAGGAACAAUGAAACAUUUAGCUGCACUUUAGCUUCUGAACUCUUCUGAUUGUCUUCUGAUUGAGUGAUAGUUAACAGGACAGUGGACCCCUUGUUGUAGAUGCCUGGUGUACUUUUUUUUUAACACCUGGACUAAAUUAAGUUUUUAAACCAAGCGAUGAGGAUUAUGUUGAUCUGCGCCAGUCUAAUCAUCACUGAGCGCAGCAGUUUGAAUCAUCAUUAAAUGAUCCACAUUCACUGGAUCAGUACUUUUAGCAUUUUCCAUCCAUCUCUUCCAGCUCUCUUCCUCUCUCACUCUAUCGAUCGGUCUGUCUGACGAAAGCCUCCUCUCUCAAAGUCUCAGCUGCAGCUAAUAGGCUUUUUAUGGGAGUCUGUCUGACAAGAGCUAGUAGAGUGGAGCCCAGCACAUGCAAAGAGAAAUGAACAUGCACGUAAACUCACUCGCAUGCAUAUAAAACACAAUAGUACUCUCUUUCACGCAUCUACCGAGAUAGAUUGUGUCUGGAGCACUUAUGUAUCGCUAUUCCAAUAACUUCAUGACAAUCAUUCUAUAUUUAGACAUUCAUAGUGUCCUGAGAAGCUCUAUGCAGACUUAAGAUCUGAUGCAAAACCUACACGCUGUGUAUGACAACAGCAGCUUUUAUUGUCUCUUUUCACAUCCUGUUUUUGAUACUUUCCGGACUGAACAGUGUGCACACUGUCAUCUCUUUGGUGUGAUGAUGAAGGAAUCAGUAGAUGCAGAAAAAAAGAGGACUAUAAAAGACAAGCGAAGACAAGUUAUCGAUUGCGAUAGAGCGACGUGGAGAGACAUAUAAGGACGUUUAGUGGACACCGAGACGGCUGAGACAUCAUGGAGCUCGUCCCUAAAACCAAAUACACGCCCUUCAGGAGCGACUCCUUCAGCUCAACAGACGAGACGGCAUCCAAUCCCUCUCUCCCUUCUUCUGCUCCUCUCACCCCUCUCACCCCCCCUGGCAUCCCUCCUUCUCUCUCCUCCUCCUCCCUCACUCCCAUCCUCCCCUCUUCGUCUCCACGGCAGGCUGAAAACAGCCCCACCACCCUCUGCUCCUUUUUCCCCAGGAUGGGAGCCCUGCGGCUGGGUGUGUCUUCCACUCUGCUCCCAGGCCUGAAGGCCUCCAGCAGGCCGGCAAGCAUUCCGGGUGGUCACAGAGGUUUGGGAGAGUCUCCGGAAGACACUCGGACCUCCACCGCCAACUCUUCUCCUCCUCUUCCUGUCCUUUCUCUAACAGCCCCAUCUCCUCCUCCUCGUCCCCCACAGGAUAUGAACCGGCUGGGUGGGGCCUCGCGGAGGGCCCGUGUGGAAGGGGGCCAGCUCGGUGGAGAUGAGUGGACGCGACACGGAUCCUUUGUCAACAAGCCCACCCGAGGCUGGCUGCACUCGGACAGUGUGGUCAGCACAGCUGGGGUCUCCUACACUGUCAGGUAUAUGGGCUGCGUGGAGGUGAUGCAGUCAAUGAGAGCGCUGGACUUCAACACCAGAACUCAGGUUACCAGGGAGGCAAUAUCAGUGGUGUGUGAGGCAGUACCAGGUGCCAAAGGAGCUCAGAGGAGGAGAAAGCCCUCCUCUCGUUGUCUCUCCUCCAUCUUAGGGAAGAGUAAUCUCCAGUUUGCAGGGAUGACAAUCAACCUCACCGUGUCGACCAGCAGUCUAAACCUACUGGCAAUCGACUGCAAACAGAUUAUUGCCAACCAUCACAUGCAGUCCAUCUCUUUUGCAUCAGGAGGAGAUCCAGACACAGCAGAGUAUGUUGCCUACGUUGCCAAAGACCCUGUCAAUCAGAGAGCAUGUCAUAUUCUGGAAUGCUCAGAGGGCUUGGCUCAGGAGGUCAUCAGCACCAUCGGCCAGGCUUUUGAACUCCGCUUUAAACAGUACCUGAAGAACCCCCCCAAACUGGUUACCCCUCAUGAUCGGAUGGCUCCUUUUGAUGGGUUGGCCUGGGAGGAAGAGGAAGAGGACCUGCCUCCACCCCGAGAUGCUCCGUAUUACAAUAACUUCCCCGGUAAACAGCCUCCCCCUGGAGGCUUGGUUGACAUGAGGACCCGUCCUGGACACAGUACAGGAGCCACGCUGCCCUAUGGACAGCCCAGCCAGAACGAUAUUCACAAGCAGCCUCUGCCUCCUCUACCAGUGGGUGUUAAGGAGGGAGGCUUGUUUGAUGACCCCUCAUACGUCAAUGUUGAUAAACCCCGCCUCCCAGCAGAAGCCAAUGGAAAUGCUCACAGAGAUGCAUUUGAUAUGAAGCCAUUUGAUGCUGCUUUAGGCGUGUCGGGUACAGUGGCGCCCCCUCUGGCGGAGCAGCUGCAAAACGAGCCCUGGUUCCACGGACCUAUAAGCCGCAGGCAGGCCGAAAGACUCCUGACCAAGGAUGGAGACUUCCUGGUGCGGGAGUCAAGCACCACACCAGGCCAGUACGUCCUCACUGGACAGCAGGGCGGCCAACCUAAACACCUGCUUCUGGUGGAUCCAGAGGGAGUGGUGCGCACCAAAGACCACCGCUUCGAGAGCGUCAGUCACUUGAUUAGCUAUCACAAGGACAACCGGCUGCCAAUCAUCUCGGCAGGAAGCGAGGUGUGUCUGCAGCAGCCAGUUGAUCGCCGUGCUUAAAAAAAAAAAAAAAAAAAAAAGGCAGAUUUUUCUCCAUCACACAUUCAAGAGAAACAAACUCCUCUCUUUCCUGAUUUUUUUUUUUUUAACAGACUCUAUUAGAGAAAAACAUUUAUUUUAUUUUUUUUCAGUUGGGAGUGUAAGCUAAUCAUAUCUUCACAGAAACAGAGAAUUUUGUACCGCAUCAACUACCGUCCAUGAAAUUAAAAAACGAUGCAAUCAUUCUACUCAAGGACAAAUGGACACGUCGCUUGAAAUAAGCAAUUAUAAAAAGCCAAACUAUGAGGUGUUUGAAAGAGAAGCAGAUGCGUAAUGGAUGUGACAUUACUUCCCAAACACGACAUCAUGUCUCGAAUUAAGACUGGGGUGCACCUGUAACCAUGGCAACAGGCCUGGGCAUUCUUAGAGUCGAGAGUUGAUGUGAAUGUACUAAAACUGCAGAACCUUUGUAGCACUCUAAAGAUUCACAUCUAGUGCAAGGGGCGAAAUCCAAAGAGUUUGUUUUCAGAGAACAUUUUGUUGCGGUCCUUUGGAAAUCUUGCAUUGCUGUGGUGUCAAGACUGCCUGAUGAAUAUGCAAAACUUUAAAGAGGAUCCAGAGCUCAUUCUCACGAUCACCUUCCGCAUCUAAUGAAUCACAUCCGUAUUUCCCACCGGAAUAUCUCUUUCCCAGUGUUCCCGCCAGGGGAUAACACACAAAAAUGCCUCUUAAUCUCAACCUCACCAAACCCUUUAUAGAAUUCCCAAUGUGAUCCCCAAGAAAAAUUGGGAAUUUUGGUCAUUUGGGAAGACCCCUGGACAUAUGGGAAAGCUUUAGCAGCACGGAUGCUGUGUGGAUUUUUCCUUAUGCAAAUAAACAGAUGCUGUGAGGGACUUAACGCCGCCCGUUAUGAGAUACAAACUAGUCUGUGGAGAAAGGGAACAUUCCCUUUCCACAUAUCAUCAUAUAUCAGCUUGGGACAAAAGGGACGAGAGAAAAAAAAAAUGAAGUGCAAUCAGUGGACAUGGGUGCAUAAGCCUGAAUAGGACUGUAGUUUGAGAUAAGAUUAAAGCCUUCUUAUGAUGUCAUUUUAACUAAGUUUUUAUAUAUUUGUUGCAAUGAUGUCAUCUCGAUCAGCUGAUGGCAUCAUCAGGAUGGUUUUAUUCUGGGAAAUGGAGGUUCUAUUUUUCUUGUGGACGUUACUUCUGUUCGCAUUGACAAUCGAUCUUCACGUGUAUCGAGGGGUCAGCUGCUUCUGUUUGUCCGGAGACUUGAGUUACAAGAGAAAGUGUAAGGAGGCUAUGAUGUGUGUUAUAAAACAUGCGUCCUUUUCAAAGUUUCACUAUAAUCACUUUGCAUUUGAACAGCAUGUAUUGCAAGGGGACACACCAGCCAAGAAGAGGAAAAGCACUCCAAAUGAAUUCUGAACGUGUCUUUGCAGCCACAAGUGCAGUUUCUGUUGAAGCCGCAAACAGGAAACCACUUUUUACAUCUUUGUUUGCUCUGAUAUUGAUUGUGCCUUUAACACAGACACACCGAUAAAACACAGUCGCCUUUUUUCAAUUCUAUGGGUAAUCAUGACACUUUCUUUUCUGGGGAAAAAAACAAACAAAAAAACAACUGAAAAGAUAAUCACCUGCAAAAACGACACAAGUUUAUAGUGAGGCUCAGUACAGGUUUUGGGAAAGAAGUCUUUGUUUUCUUCAGCACGUUAAUUCUGCUAUGCUGUUUUUACUGUGCUUAGUUUAGUGCUGGUCUGUGGGUUAAAUAAAACCGGUUAGUAUCACGUUAUGUUGCUUAAACUUAAGUAUGUGAAUAAACACCUUCUUUUUAUCUGUCAUUUAGAAACCAACAUGAGAUUCCCUGCAAGAGAACAUGUAAAUAAGCUUUGCCUAUGCUAAUAGCUGUCUAAAACCAGUCAUUCACCGUGUGGAUCUGUGUCAAAUGUAUCUGUUGGGAAUUUACAAACUCACAGGAUUGGACUGGGUGAAAAAAAACAUAAAGGUGUAAGAUUUGACAGGCUCUCCUGAAGACAACGCAAUCACAUUGUUUUUAUCACACAUGUAAAUAAUGAGGAUUUGCUUAGUCAGAUGUACAAAGACCCUUGUCUGGAUACUUUAUGAAUUCUGAAAUGGGCAACUGUUUUAUUUUUAGUCUUUUUAAUGGAUGUCACUUGUGAAUUUUGAGUCAACAUUCAUUCCACAUUGUAAAUCCAGAUGGAUCCCAGCCGCAACUGUAGAGAUGGUCCUCACUGCAGAAUGCAAGAUCCAACUCCUCCCACCUUACGUAUCCCUAAACUUACCCUUCUCCACCCCCUGAACCCUAAACUCACCCAUCUCCAACCCUGAACCUACCAAUCUCCACCCCCUAGACGUGGAUCCAACUGCGCCCCCUGGAUCUUGUGUUCUGCAGCGAAAUGUGCAGCCAAACUGUAUGUGACCAGCCUUCAGGCUUAUGUGAAUUUUAUUCAAAUGAAUGCAUUGAAUGGGUUUUUUUAAUCAUUUGAUGUAUGUGCUGAUAGCACCACGGAUCUGGUCACUAACUGACAGUGGAGUUUAAAAAAAGUGCGUUUAUGAGUUUGUGUGCGUGGAUGCAAACAUAUGCAGGGCUGGAAUAAUCUGGCUUUUACAACUCUGACUCGCCACUGAACUGUUUGCUCAUUUUCAUAUUUCACAGCGGCCUUUUGUUGCAUGGAAACACUCCCUGUUAUUGUGGUAACGGUGACUUUUUUUUUUUUUUUUUUUGUGGUUGGUUGUUUGCUAUUUUCUAAGCCAAAGGCAUUUUUUUUCUUUGCCUAUAUAAAUGUUGCGUCUUUUUUUUUUUUUUAUUAUUAUUAUUUUAAUUAUUUUUAUGUUGUUGUUCUUUGGGGAAAACAUAAAUGUUUACACAUGUAUCAAAUUAUAGAUUACAUAUAUAAAUACAUAUAUCAUUCACCUUU